This is a messenger RNA of Saccharomyces mikatae IFO 1815, 729 nucleotides long. RefSeq names its product Rrg7p (gene RRG7). Gene Ontology annotation, cellular component: mitochondrion. NCBI's taxonomy places the organism in Eukaryota, Fungi, Ascomycota, Saccharomycetes, Saccharomycetales, Saccharomycetaceae. The coding region runs from base 1 to 729 and encodes 242 amino acids. The transcript has a single exon. The record is from RefSeq and is a predicted model, not a curated record.
AUGAUAAAAAAUUACUUAGGACGAAGAUGGCUCAAUAAUUCUGCAAUCCAAGUAUACAUCAAGCAAAAUGCUGCUGUCGCCCAUUCAACGGUAUUUCAAGGAAAUCUUUAUGAAUAUACAGUGAUGAGGGAGUUAUCUGAAAAACUACAAAUGACUAGACUAAGGAAAAUUGGUGGCGCCCAUGAUGGAGGUGUAGAUGUAAAGGGAUAUUGGCCGGUGGAUGAUAUAUAUUGGAAAACUUCAUCGCUAAUUCCUAGUUUGGAGAUGACUGAUAACAUGAAGAGAACUAAUUCCCAAAAUGGUUUCGUAUUGAAGCCAUUGAAGUAUAGAAUAAUUGAUCACACUUUUGAACCAUUGAAAGUACUAGCUCAGUGUAAGGCUUUCACAAAAUCAAAACUAUCUCCCAGAGAAUUUCGUGAGUUAGUAGGUACAUUUACCUCAUUAGUGUCACACAAUCAACGCAACAAAACUGUUUGUAUUAUGUGUUCCCCCCACUUGCUGACAAAGGAUUCGCUAAAACUUAUCAACAACAUUUCACUUCCUAUGAUAUAUCUACGUGUCGAGAUGUUGAAGGAGAAAGCUGACGGAGACUUUGACUUAAUGAAUUCAGGAAGACUGGUUAAUUAUUAUGAGAAUUCAUACGCCUCCACACUACUACAAGACUGCAAAAUUUCAGAAUGGCUUAAGUUGGGGAUGUACCAGAAUAGUGAAAUUGGUUUGCGAAAAUAA